CAAAAUACCUAAAAAUAUUUCAGCCCUUAAAAAAUUCGUCUCUCUUCUCACAGAGAGGGAAAAAGAGAGAGAAAAACACGUAGUAGAAUCUGGUCCUUGUGUGGACGAAGGAUUCAGGGACGAACACGAUGGUCAUUGCAACUUGCUCUUAAACUCUCUCUAUCUUUUGGCUUCAAAUCUCUUCUCUGGCGUUGAAUUUCGUCUCAGAGAAGAGUUGAAGCCUGUUUCUGCAAUGGCUAUGCCCGAGCCUUCGUCCAGUUUGCCCAUGGAUUCUCUCGGCGACAUCGAUGACUACAUUUGGGCGAAUGAAGGAGAGGGUUCAUUUCCAUGGGACAUGUUCAGUCAUGUUUUUGAAUUCGUACAAAAUGGGAAUCGAGCAUUUAAAGAUAAUCACUUUGAAGAGGCAAUCAAAUAUUACUCGAGAGCUAAUAACAUCAAACCAGGAGAUCCAGUUAUUCUCAACAAUAGAAGUGCUGCGUAUAUCAGGAUUAGUCAAUUCCUGAAAGACAGACCACCAGCUGCUUCCGAAUAUCGACCAUUGAAUGGGUUGGAUCCUACAGUACACGCUGAGCUUGCACUAAAAGAUGCUGAGAAGCUGAUGGACCUAUGCGGUAAAUCAGUGAAACCAUAUAUUCUGAAGGCUAAUGCUCUCAUUCUCCUAGAAAAAUAUGACAUGGCAAAGGAUAUUAUUCUUUCUGGCCUUCAAAUUGACCCUCUAAGCAAUCCUCUUCAGGCUUCUCUUCAGAGAUUGGAGAGAAUAGCUGCUAGUAUGAUGGGAAGGGGACGCCAUGGGCUACCAGAUCGCAGUGAUGACUUUGAUUGCACCCUUUGUCUUAAGCUUCUUUAUGAACCCAUCACAACUCCUUGUGGGCAUUCUUUCUGCCGUUCUUGCUUAUUUCAGUCGAUGGAUCGUGGUAAUAAAUGUCCGUUGUGCAGAACAGUUCUUUUUAUCAGUUCAAGAACAUGUGCAAUCAGUGUUACACUGAGCAACAUUAUACAGAAGAAUUUUCCAGAGGAAUAUGCUGAAAGGAAGUUAGAACAUGAUGGUUUGACAAACGCUGGUGUUGAUUUAAUGCCUCUUUUUGUCAUGGAUGUUGUUAUCCCAUGUCAGAAAUUUCCACUUCACAUAUUUGAACCGCGCUACAGACUUAUGGUCAGAAGAGUAAUGGAAGGCAAUCAUCGUAUGGGAAUGGUUAUUGUGGAUUCUACAACUGGUUCUAUUGCUGAUUUUGCAUGUGAAGUGGAAAUUACGGAGUGUGAGCCACUUGCGGACGGACGUUUUUAUCUAGAGAUUGAAAGUCGUCGAAGAUUUCGCAUUAUUCGAUCUUGGGACCAAGAUGGGUAUCGAGUGGCAGAGAUUGAAUGGGUCAAUGACAUAAUUCCCCCAGAAGGGACAACAGAGCGAGAAGAACUGCAGGAAAUGACAAAUAACGCAGCAGAGUAUGCUCAAUCAUGGCUAAGGAGGGCAAAAGAAGCAUCUAGACGAGAUCCGAUAAAACAUGAUCGACUUUUUAAUGUGGAAGCAAUGAUGCCAUCAUCACGAGAUCCUGAACGGUUUAGCUUCUGGCUUGCUACCCUUUCAAAUCGGAGGCCCCUGGAAAGAUUGGAACUUCUACGACUGACAGAUACAAGAGAGAGGAUAAGGCGUGGACUUGUAUAUCUCAAAGCAGAAGAACAGAGCUGUCAGAUGCAGUGAGUUGUAAUAUAUGUUGGUCAAAGUUUCUGCAGAUUAUGAUUGACCAUUAAGAAGUUGACAUCUCAAACUCAACAUUCUUUGGUUCAUAUCAAUACACAUAUUUAUCAUAUCAUAAAAUUCUUCUCGAAGAAAAUUGUUGUCACAAUAUGUAUUAAUGUACCACUAUUUAUUUGAAGCUUUUAUGAGAAUCUAAUCGUUCCUCUAUCUCCGAACACUAGAUAAAGGGGGAGCUUGUUGUAAUUCUAAGUCAAUUCACAGGAACAUUCAAAACAACAGAAUAUAUAUAGUAUUUAUCUUCUUUUAAAUUUGUCAA
This is a messenger RNA of Benincasa hispida (wax gourd), 2009 nucleotides long. RefSeq names its product zinc finger (C3HC4-type RING finger) family protein. Lineage: Eukaryota; Viridiplantae; Streptophyta; Magnoliopsida; Cucurbitales; Cucurbitaceae. Gene Ontology annotation, molecular function: ubiquitin protein ligase activity; protein binding. The record is from RefSeq and is a predicted model, not a curated record.